Molecule: messenger RNA, 282 nt
Organism: Psammomys obesus (fat sand rat)
Lineage: Eukaryota; Metazoa; Chordata; Mammalia; Rodentia; Muridae
Gene: Defb115
Product: defensin beta 115
Exons: 3
Coding region: 1-282 (93 amino acids)
Source: RefSeq, a predicted model, not a curated record
AUGCAGCCGACUGGUUCCUCUGCCCUCUCCAGACAGGUUAAGCUCUGGUUCCUGACCUUAGCUGUCCUUGUGGUCCUGGCUCAGACUUCCUCAGAUGGAUGGCUCAGAAAGUGCUUCUUUGGAAUGGGCAAAUGCAGACGUGUGUGUGGGGUAGAUGAGAAGAAGAAAGAGCGGUGUGGGAAACACACUUUUUGCUGUCUCCUGGUAUCAAGGUCAAAAUUAUCCUACAUCCCACCCAGAAAAAAGAGAAAGAAUGAAGCUAAGCGGGUUGGGCCUGGUUAG